Messenger RNA from Miscanthus lutarioriparius, 780 nucleotides. The record is from the annotation of a GenBank genome assembly. Lineage: Eukaryota; Viridiplantae; Streptophyta; Magnoliopsida; Poales; Poaceae.
AUGGUGGGCGUUGGCGUGGGGCGGGACGCGGGCGCGGACGCGGCGGCGGCGGCCAGGGCGCAGGCGGCGCGGGAGGUGUGCGCGGCGUCGGCGGCGUUCGCGUCCUGCACGCACCGCCGCCGCCGGUCGUCCCCGUGCGGCCCGCACUUCGUCGACUGGUACCUCAUCCUCGCCAUCGGCGAGGCCGCGUCGGAGGACGCCGUGCGGAGGCGGUACCGGCAGCUCGCGCUGCAGCUGCACCCGGACAAGAACAGGCACCCCAAGGCGGAGGUGGCGUUCAAGAUCGUCUCCGAGGCGCACGCGUGCCUGACGGACCAGGCGCGGCGGCGGGCCUUCGACACGGAGCGGCGGGGAAGCUUCUGCGCCGCGUGCCACGACCGCCACGCCGCCAGGUGGUCCAAGCCGCCGACCCUCCGCGCCGCGGCAGCGGCGGCCAGGAGCAGCAAGGCGGCGCAGGAGGUGCAGAGCCGGCUGCGGGACGAGUGCCGGGUCAUCGACGGCUGCCUGCGGGCCAACGACGCCGCGGCCCGCGCGCGCCGCCGCCAGUCGUUCCCGCUCUUCGACCCCUCCGACAGCCGCCGCUUCCCGGACUACCCGCACGUCCGCCCGCCGCAGUUCGGGCUCGGCGGCGCGGAGCUCCGGCGGUCCGGCGAGCGGCUUGGUCGCCCGGAGGUGGAUCAGCAGGCCCUGAAUCGGAGGUGGUGCAGAGACGGCGGCGAGUCGCCUGUGUACCAGAUCAGGACGGCGGCGACGGAGCGCACCGAGAGGUGUGCAUGGUGA